AUGCAGUUUAAUCUCCGACGGACACUCUCCCUGCCUUCAACCCUCUCAUUCAAGCAACAGGUCAUGUCAGAUUCUGGAGACGAGGCCGACUCGCGAACGGCCUCGUUCGGCGCCCAGCGCGCCCGCAAAAAUACUCCUUCCUCCCGAGCCCAGUCCGGCGACGACUCGCGUCCCACGAAAAAGCGCCGCCGCAACAGAUCCCGCACCGCCAGCGAUCUUAGCGAUUUCGUCCCCAAGGGCGCUUCCUUCAGCGCCGCCACGUUGGAGGUCGAUCCCGAUGAUACUUCUAGUUCCGGUUCGGACUCGGAUAGUGGCUCGGACAAGUCUGAUGCGCAAGAUGUACCCCCACCCGCCAACCCCCAUGCGGGCAGCACUGCGCCGGCGAUCAGUUGGAACCAGGGGAGAAAGACGGCCGUGAGAACGACGCUGGGGAAGCGCAAGGCGGGUUCACAAACACCUUCUCAAUCUAUACCCCAGCCUGAGCCAGAGGUGCAACCGCAAUCGCAGACCAAUGCGAGUACUGAGGAUAGUACGGUGAAUGGCACCUCUGCAAAGCAAUUCAAGGCUGUCAACGGUACAUACUGGCGCAGUCGCAGUGCUUCUGUAUCAUCCGAAGAUGAUGAUGGCUCUGAAGAAGGCGAGGUGAACUCCGGGAGCGAUUCGGAUGAUUCAGAGCUGGACUCCGAAGCCGACGACUCCCUUAUGCUCAACAUUGGCACCAAGGGAGAUGGGGCAGAUGACUAUGAUCCAGAGUCUCUGCUGAUGGAAAAUGGUACCAACGGAAAGUCGAAUGGGAAUACUGCGGUACAAACCGAGUCCAAGGAAGAGGCCUUUAAGCGAUUCUCUGAAAAGUAUCCGACUGCGCCUGUUUCUCUAAUGGACUUGCAGCAGGAUGAUAUGGAUAUCCAGGCUAAAUUCGUAUACUGGGAUCGAGACGUGAAUGCCAUUGAUCUCCAGCUUCCGGUUGGUUGUAUCGAAUGUCUUCGUCAGGGCCACAUGGCCGAAGUGUGUCCUACUAAGGAGUGUGUUCACUGUGGAGCAUGGAAUACCCACCAAAGCACGCAAUGCCCCUCAUGGCGCAGAUGCCAACGCUGCCGUGAACGAGGCCACGUCCAAGGCGAUUGCCCGUCUGCCCUCAAAAGUUCCGCCGCCGAGGUCCCCUGCGACUACUGCGGCUCCUCGACACACAUAGAGUCCGACUGUGACCACCAGUAUAGCCUCCCAGCGGGGGAAGCUCUUUCCGAGACCGUUACGGUCUCCAUUUCUUGCGCCCACUGCACAAGUGGGAACCAUCUGAUUGGAGACUGCCCCCAUCUCCCCGCAGAUCUUCGACAAAAAACUGCCUGCUUUACCCUCAAGGAUAUUGAUCCUGCCAACGUCACCAACCUGAACGUGACAGGGCCUCCCCGAAAGACCGGCCCUCCCGCACCUAGCUACCAACGUGGCAAGGGACGUCGCGGCGGCGGCGGUAGUGGUGCUCGCACACCAUCAUCAACCAGCGAAGAAGACAUGAUGCCCCGCAAAGGUGCCCGAAAGGGCCCGCCUCCAGCCCGUGGCCGAGGUCGCGGGGCGAUCAAGUUUGGUAGCGGUGUUGGCUCUUAUCAGCCACGAAACAAGCCACCGCCAUUCAGCCGUCCGAAGGGCCCGCCUCCUCGAGGUGGAGGAGGCGGUGGUGGUGGAAAUCGUGGUCGUGGUCGUGGACGCGGUGGGAAGCCUCGGGGAGGACGGCCUUGA
Penicillium cataractarum is the source of this 1734-nucleotide messenger RNA. RefSeq names its product zinc knuckle domain protein. Bases 1 to 1734 code for a protein of 577 amino acids. NCBI's taxonomy places the organism in Eukaryota, Fungi, Ascomycota, Eurotiomycetes, Eurotiales, Aspergillaceae. The transcript has 2 exons. Gene Ontology annotation, molecular function: nucleic acid binding; zinc ion binding. The record is from RefSeq and is a predicted model, not a curated record.